CCCGGCUCCGCCCCGCAGCCAAUCGCAGCCGGCAGCCGCCCAGGCCGCAGACCUGGGGCCUUUGGAGGCAGCAGCUCCGAGAGGCUGCAGAGGAGCGAGAGCCGGAGCCCGAGGCUUAGCCACUGAAGGAAGAGCCCAAGAUGAAUGCAGAGACGGGAGCUUGGGAACAUUGAUGGAGUUCAGCAGAUUUCUUUGGAGGAUGCUCUCUCCAGCCCGGAGGUUGAGGUUGCCUACAUCUGCAGCGAAAGUGCCAGUCACGAGGGUCACAUCAGGCAGUUCCUUGAUGCUGGCAAGCAUGUCCUCGUCGAGUACCCAAUGACGCUGUCGCUGGCGGCAGCUCAGGAGCUGUGGGCCCUGGCCAAACAGAAAGGAAAAGUCCUGCAUGAAGAGCAUGUGGAACUCUUGAUGGAGGAAUUUGCAUUCCUGAAAAAAGAAGUGGUGGGGAAAGAACUCCUGAAAGGGUCCCUUCUCUUCACAGCUGCCCCCCUGGAAAAAGAGCGGUUUGGCUUCCCUGCCUUCAGCGGCAUCUCUCGCCUGACCUGGCUGGUGGCUCUCUUUGGGGAGCUUUCUCUCGUGUCUGCCACUCUGGAAGAGCGCAAGGAAGAGCAGUAUAUGAAAAUGACUGUGUCCCUGGAGACCAAGAACAAAUGUCCGCUGUUAUGGAUUGAAGAGAAAGGGCCUGGCCUGAAGCGGAACAGAUACUUAAGCUUCCAUUUCAAAUCUGGGUCCCUGGAGAAUGUCCCAAAUGUGGGAGUCAAUAAGAACAUUUUCCUGAAAGACCAAAAUAUAUUUGUCCAGAAACUCUUGGGCCAGGUCCCCGAGAAGGAGCUGGCUGCUGAAAAGAAACGCAUCCUACACUGCCUGGCACUGGCAGAAGAAAUCCAGGAGCGUUGCCACCCAAAGAAGUAAGAGGCAGAAGUGGCAUGGUGCCUCCCAGGUGAGGAUGGAGUUUGAGUGUCAUCAGGAGUUGACCUUUAAUUCUGUCCUUCCAAUUAAACACGUUGGGCACACAGGAUUGUCUUGCUGUUACGAGCUGUGUCGGGUGUGGUAUUUUGGGAUGAGGUUGUGCAGUGGGGGUGAGGAGAGAAUUUACCUUGGUGGAGAUGAGCUAUGCCUGAUUUCGUUUUCUCUGCCAACAGCCAUAGCAGAUGGGUAUGACCAGUUCCGUUUCCUUUGAUUACUGGAAAACCUUGUUUGAAGCCAUUCAGGCAGUAAAUAGAAGAGGACUUUAAAGCCUACCCACAGUCUGAACCCUCGAAAUACUGCCUUGGAGUCUCUUCCCCGCUUUAAAGAAUGUUACUGUCUCCCAUUCCCUGGAUGACUAAUUGCUGGGAAAAUAGAGCCACUGCCCCAGUCACACACCAUGUCAAAAGGGACCCAAGCACAUGGGAGUUGAGGGGAAGCCGGACAUUCCAUGCAGAGGUCUGGCACGAGCACUGAGUUGUCAGCAGGAAGCAGCUGGGACAGUGUCUUGGGAACAAAGUUGCUAGAAUGUGGGGUCUAGAGGAAGGAAUCCUAGAAAGCAAACCCAAGGGUAAGGGGGACCCCUGAAACAGAUACAAGAGCAGGGGUGUGAUUUAUUAGCUGGUAUAAGCACACUGAAGGUUGUCAGUUGACAGAGGAGGGAUAUGGUCACCUAGGUGGGUGGAGGAAAGUAUUCAGAAAGCUGCUGGGCACAGGUGAGAGCUCAGACAAGGAGGGAGCACUCAGUUAAGGGACAGGAGUACACCUGCAGCCUGCCCUUCAGGUUCUCCUGCCCUGAGGCUGGACUGAGUGUCAGGUGGCUGCUCUCCACUUAUCUCAUUUCUCCUGUUGCAUUCUCUCCAAAUCCUGUGUUAGAUUUCUUGCUGCUGUAAGUGCCCCUCAUGGAUUUGCUCCCUUCCCAAUUGCUGUUGUGACAUUGGGCCAGUUCAGAUGCUAUGAGGUCAGUGUUGGAGGAUAAGUCUAUUUAUGAUCUCUGUUUGUUGUUUUUAAAUUCCCUCACCAUGGUACCUCAAGGUAAAACAGGAAAACUUGUUCAUUAAAAAUCUUAAAAAGUU
This is a messenger RNA of Cavia porcellus (domestic guinea pig), 2039 nucleotides long. It is a transcript of the gene Blvra, whose product is annotated as biliverdin reductase A. Gene Ontology annotation, cellular component: cytoplasm. The record is from RefSeq and is a predicted model, not a curated record. Gene Ontology annotation, biological process: heme catabolic process. The transcript has 7 exons. Gene Ontology annotation, molecular function: zinc ion binding; biliverdin reductase [NAD(P)H] activity; nucleotide binding. Lineage: Eukaryota; Metazoa; Chordata; Mammalia; Rodentia; Caviidae. Bases 145 to 909 code for a protein of 254 amino acids.